ACAAAAGCAUCAAUGUACAAAGCACUCUGAUGCUUGAAAGGUAAAAGAAAAUAAGAAAACAAGUAUAUAGACUUAAGAAAAAUAGACAAGGUACAGAUUUGAUAUAGUCUCUUUGCAGAGUCUUCUGUUUCUUACAGAAUCCUAUAAACACAUAAAUUCAGAAGGAUUCCGUAAUUUUGGAAGUCCAGGAUGAAUAUAUAGUUUCUGGAUAAGAUGGAAAUAGGAAGUAGAGCAGUAGAAGGUGCCUAGUUUUUUCUCAUCUAUCUCUUUCUCUCUGCUGAAUGCGUUAGUGAGCUAUUGUUUAGUUUCUCUUAAUCAAAUUAGUAAGCUGUGUUUAGUAUUUAGUAGACAAUAUACAGAAGUUAGAUCUUCUUAGAUGUAACGUAAUGCUUCCAAUUGAUCAUAGAUUAGUUCUACUAGAACCUUUUUGGAAAUUUUAAUGCUUGAGACUGUGAGCAACCUUAUGUUAGGUAUGCUUGCUCUGCAAUAGCAACUGGGGUCUAGUUUGACAUGGAUGCUUGGGGUACAGUACAGCUGAUUGUCUUUAAAAUAGAUAGAGAUUUGCAUUAUUCUCAUUCUGUAACAAUCUUGAGAUACUUAAGUUUGGUUUAUUUGUUGUUAAAUUGGUAAUAGACAGAGUACUAUCACAUCCCUUUUCUUUUUUUUUUGGAAAGAAAAGGUGAGAGAUAAUGGAAUCUAAGGUAAGCAAGUUUUAUUUGAGAUAUUGUGUAUUUCUUGGAUGGGAAUUUUGAAGCACCGCAGGCUUGGAAGGCAAUAUGGACAAAAUUUUGAUUUGUUGUGUAGUAUAUGCACUUAGUGUAAAAUCUAGUUUUUCCUAGUACUCUGCUGAUGACUCCCGUACUAUCCCUUGUUCAUUUACUGAAUGAUCCGGCAGAAUUUACACUUUUUGAGUUAUUGAGCAUAUAAGUUGGGAGAAAAGAUUCGCAGAUAGCUCCAAGAUACAAGUCCUUGAAGACAAAUACUUGUAAAGCACUCUUAACAGGUGGCAAUAGUUAUUUUCCUCUCUGACAGAGAAAAGCAUUUUAAAGUCUAACUGCUAGUAAGUUGGCUUCAGAUGGGCUAGAAUUGCAGUCACCCUUUGGGAGGAAAAAACAUUGCGAGAAUCUUGGAAGCAAGUGAAGACGUGGGAAGUUCCUUCUAUAGAAGUAAAGACGAGUCUGAUGAAGCAAAAUCAUGUUGACGAACCAAUGAACUGCUGAACUUUUGUACAAAGAGACAGCAGCAUAUCUUAGACCUCAACGCUUGUUGGCCUCAUUUGUGAUUAUUCACGGUAUCACCUAAGUAUCUGCAUUCGUUAUUCUCAAAGAAACCCAGUCAGUUUCUGCACACCCUUAUAUCAUAUAUAUAAAUAUUCCCAGCACCAUAAUACUAUAUAGAUCAAUCCACUCCACUUGCCUUAACGUGUGUCUGAAUCGUUGCCACCACACUCCCCCAACUUUUAAUUCCUGUACGUAGUAGUAGUAGCAGCAGUGGUACCUUCAUCUUUCUUUCUCAUGAUGUUCCCUCGAAUAUCACAAACCUGUGCUGAGCAAAAGAUUGCAGAGGCUGAUGAUAACUAUCAGAAGGCUAAAAGACUGGAACGAGCUCAAUGGCUUCGAGCAGCCAUUCUAGGGGCUAGUGAUGGUUUGCUUUCCACUACAUCGUUAAUGCUUGGUGUAGGUGCAGCAGAAGAAAAUGGGCGGUCCAUGGUUUUAACUGGAGUAGCUGGAGGUCUUGCAGGUGCCUGUAGUAUGGCUGUUGGGGAAUUUGUUUCUGUCUCAACCCAGAGAGAUAUUGAGAAGGCAACUGUUUCUCGCCAUAAUUCAGAACAUGGAGAGUAUGCCUCUGCCAUUAAGCUCGACAUUAUUGCCACUCCAGCUAGUAUUGAAAAAGACACAAAGCUUGGUGAGACUAAUUUAGCUGCUAACCCAUUGGAAAAUAUCCAGCACAUCAACUUCCUAUCUGAGCCAAGAGAGAAAGGGUCACCAAGUAUUGUGGUUGAGCCAACAUUGCCUCUUUCUGUGACUCCUGGAAGGUCUCCUAUCUUGAAAAUUCUUAAAGAAGAUGCAAGGGAAGUUUCUGGGAUGUUGCAGGAGGAUAACAGAGAAGUGCUGAUUGCAAACCCCUACAAGGCUGCAGCUGCAUCAGCUGUAUCAUUUUUGUUUGGGUCAUCUGUGCCGUUGGUGCCUGCCAUUCUUGUUACUCAUAAUGCAAGUAGGAUCAUGGUGAUUGUGGUGGUCGCAUCAAUGGCUUUGGUUCUGUUUGGCGGCUAUGGAGCUUACCUUGGUGGUUCACCAAUUAGGAUGUCUGCAGUAAGAGUCUUGGUUGGUGGUUGGAUCGCCAUGGCAGUUACUUAUGGCUUGCUUAAGCCUUUUGACAGUGACGAUGAGGACCCAUAACGCAACAGAUUAGUUCCAUGCAUGAACAAGCAUUAAUGAAACAGAAAUUUUGUAUCUUCACAGCCUCCAGUGUGGAAGAAAAAGUUUUCUUUUUAAUUUAUUUUCCGUACAUAGCCGAAGCUGAUAAUAUUUGUUAGUUAUUGUUUGCCUGCUGAAUGUUCGUAUUUCCAACAAGAUUCAGGUUUCAGAACUCUUAUUAUUAUGGCCAAUGUGUUGUUGGGAAUAUGCAUACGAAUUAUACAUAUUGCACAAGCAUGAAUUCCUACAUUCCAUUUAACAUAAAAUGGAAAUUUGAGGAACAC
Messenger RNA from Ricinus communis (castor bean), 2701 nucleotides. Its product is annotated as vacuolar iron transporter homolog 3. The transcript has a single exon. The record is from RefSeq and is a predicted model, not a curated record. Gene Ontology annotation, cellular component: membrane. Gene Ontology annotation, molecular function: iron ion transmembrane transporter activity; manganese ion transmembrane transporter activity. Lineage: Eukaryota; Viridiplantae; Streptophyta; Magnoliopsida; Malpighiales; Euphorbiaceae. The coding region runs from base 1515 to 2399 and encodes 294 amino acids. Gene Ontology annotation, biological process: intracellular manganese ion homeostasis.